AUGUAUAACGACAUGGACUUUGACGUGGCCGCCAACGACAUUUCCGAGCAGGUGGUUGUAAUACGCGAUCCCGAGUUGGCUAUGACGAUAGAAAAAUGGGUGUUGAAACUGACUGCGGAGAACCGGGGCGCAAACGAGCUUAAGUACCUUCAACUAUUGCAGUACAUGAUGGCCCGGGGGAGGAUCAACGGUCCGUUCGCGAGGGAUCCACCUCCGGGUCCCCUGGUACCGUUAAGUCGGUACGUAAAUCCACCUCCUUGCAGUGGUCAUGCCCGGGACAGUGGCGGGGUCGAGUGUUGGCAGACGAGCAACUGCAGCAGGGCAGCGCAGACGAGGUGCGAUGAUGUGAACGGUGACUAUGAAGACGAGGCCUUUGAAGAGCAGGUAGACAACGACGCCCGCAACGACGAAACGACAGUAAACGGUGACGUCGUUGGAGACUUGCACAGCAACGGUGGAGAACUGCAAUCACCGCGGUUGGAGGGCAUUGGCCAAGACGACGGGGUGCAGGCAAAACGCGACGGUCAUUUGGCGGGUGGUGGUGGGGGAGAGUGCCGUGGACCAGCCUCAAAGAAAAACCCAUUCACCAAAUUGUGUGAUCCGUGUUUGGACAAUUUCGGACGGCACUUGCUAAAGAAACAACCAGGACCAUUGGACGCAGCUUACAGGGACUUGCUGGGAGACUGCGCGCUGCCCGUACUCACUGAAGCCGAACAGAAGACAGUCUGUCCGGAGAUGUUGCAGAUUUUGGAGAAUGUCGACGACACCACCACGUUACAAGACUUUUACUUCCAGGUGGCGCUUUGCACGUGCGAUGAAGGGGCACUGAUGAUGAAGUUGUCGGACGCUAUGGUGGACGACUUCAGGACGUUCGUGUCGGACGUGUUCGAGAGCCGAACGGAACACAUCAGCGACGGUUUGGCCAAGGAGCAGAUGGCACUGUGCGAAAAAUACGCGUAUCUGUACGACCGGACGCUGAACCGGGCUACCCUGGCCAUGGAUUUCCUGCGGGAAGCCAUGCCAGUGUUCAGCUGGCACAAAUACCAGGCGGACCCGGAUGUUUCCGCCGCAGAAUGA
Molecule: messenger RNA, 1077 nt
Organism: Macrosiphum euphorbiae (potato aphid)
Lineage: Eukaryota; Metazoa; Arthropoda; Insecta; Hemiptera; Aphididae
Source: the annotation of a GenBank genome assembly